Molecule: messenger RNA, 3606 nt
Organism: Acanthopagrus latus (yellowfin seabream)
Lineage: Eukaryota; Metazoa; Chordata; Actinopteri; Spariformes; Sparidae
Gene: nkpd1
Product: NTPase, KAP family P-loop domain containing 1
Exons: 6
Coding region: 175-2346 (723 amino acids)
Source: RefSeq, a predicted model, not a curated record
GGGGGUAAAAGGUUCACCACACCCUGGCUGCAGCUGGCUGGUCCUGUCUGUUUCCUGGAUCCGUUAAAAAUUCAAAUUCAAGAUGAGUGGAAAUAAAGAUCUGGACUGACAUUUGGAGCACAACCAGGUCAGAGAGAUCUUCUGUCAAAGCUUCAGUACUGCGACACAGUCAUCAUGUCUCAGCCAACAAAAGACGAUGUUUUUGCGUAUGCUCUGGCCAAGACCCUGACAAAGGUUUCAUCACCUGCGACUGUGGGACUCUACUCUGCAUGUCAGAACCGACUCAACAUGAUCCUCGAACACAUGGAAGAGAACAUGAAGAAGGAGGCUUUGAUUGAGAAGAAACACAACAGAAGAUCAAGUCCUCGCUCGGUUAACCCUUCAUGCACAGGCUUUCUAGCUCUCAUUGGCCGACUGCUCCUCUACAGGCCCAUUUGGAAUAAGGAGAACCAGCAGCAACAGAAUGUCAGGUUCAUUUUUGUGCACUUCAGUGCCUGGCAUUUUGCAGGUAGUGACCUGCUGUGGGCCGGGAUAGCUAUACGGCUGUUUCAGGCCAUGCAGAUGAGCUUUGGGAAAUUACAGAUUGUGCUCUACCGGGUGGCUCAACAUGAUGAAGAACAGGAAGUCAUGAAGAAGAUAGUGGAGGACAAUACCAACCACUGGAGGUCCAAAAAGGUUUGCUGCUGCCCUCUUUGGUUUCUCGUUCUGUCCAUUCUUGUGGUACCGAUUAUCUUCCUGGUGUUCCUGUUUGCUUUUGGCCUUCCCAACCCUGAGAUCGAAGCAAGCCAGGUGGUGAAUGGAACAACAGGCCAGGUGGGUGUGUUUGAGGGCCUGAUCAUCGCUGCGUUAGGAGUCCCGGCAGCAAGCGCAUUGAGGUUUGUCUUUCUGAUGGGUAAGAACCUCAUCUUCAGCCAGGAUCUAAACAUUAGGAGAGGGAUGGACAAUGAGCGGGUCAGCAGCCAACUGGGCUUCAUGAACGAAGUGAGGAAGGAAAUUUGGUUCAUUUCGUGCUUCAUCCAGUUCAUGGAGGUGUUCGAGAGGAGACGGAUCCGAGUGGUACUGAAGGUCACCAAUCUGGACCGGUGCUCCCCGAAGAAGAUUGUCACAGUUCUUGACGCCAUUAACAUUCUGCUCUCAGACGAAGCAAGCCCAUUUAUUUCCAUUCUGGCCGUCAACCCAGAUGUUCUUGUGCAGAAAGUGAACUUUGCAGAUGGCUGCUUCAGCAAAGAAGACAGAGCGUAUGCACUGUUAAACAGCAUUGUGACUCUGCCCUUCACAGUCCCACCGCUGUGCGACGAUUCGAAGCGCAGUUUAUUUUAUCACCUCACCAGCAAAAGCGCAAGGGAAGAAAAACGGGGAACUGGAGGCCUCAAAAAGACACCUUCCUCAAAUGAGUCUUCAGUGAAGAUCGAAAUGGGGACAAAAGAGUCACAUCUUUUGCUCAGUAAAACUACAGCAGCACUGAAUGUAAACGAGAGGGAGGUAGAGGAAUCAGUCAACGACAGUCUGAGCAUCUUUGAAGGGAAUCUCAACAAGUACAUGUUAGACGACGCCAUGUCGAUGAGAAGGGUGAUCAACUCCAUCCGGGUGACUGUGAUAAUCAUGAAGGCCUUGAAUCUUCCUCCGCAAGAACACAUUGCUGCAUGGGUGGUCUUGGCCAAUCAGUGGCCCUGCCGCCUCAGCUGGAUCAUACAGUGUGUAGAAGACGCUCAGCAAAGAGCAGACGUCUCAGAUCAAGGGAAUGCAGUCAGCACUGAUGAUUCAAAGACUUUAUGGAAAGUCUUCAGUGAGUCCACGGCUGAGCUGUAUGUGAUGAGUGCACAAAUCGAGGACCUCCUCGAGCAGGAUGGAGAUCCAGAAAUGUUUGAAAUAUUUCUCAAAGUGGAUUUCAAAUUCACCGUGAAGGACUUGAAGACAUUCGAAGUGGUGACGGUAAACCUGGAUCAUUCAGUUAGGAAGGAGCUGGCUCGGAUCAGAGGGACGUCGAGACUGAAAGAUUCUGGUUGGAUGAGGAACCUAGCUCCUCUGCCAAUCACAACUAUCAUCAGCAUGACUACAGAGGAUGUUUGUGAAGAGUUGAAGAGUAUGAAGUACCCCAGUAAGUAUGCUGAUAUCGUCAGAAGCUAUGGCCUCAGCGGUUCUGCGCUGGUCUUUGGUGAUGAAGACGACCUUAAAGAACUCCUAAAUAUGACUUUCGGCGAAUGGGCAACUUUCAGACUGCGCUUCCUGGGCUUACCAUCACACCUCCGACCACAACACAAGGACAUGUCAGCAUCACGAUCUCAUUCUCAGAACCAGCUUCACCGUGCCCAUCACUCUUCUAAUCACAGUAUGAUAAACAGCUGAAUGUAGGGAAUCCAUUCAUUUCCAGCGGGGCUGAUAUCCUUGAAAUUAUUAUCUGCAUGCAAAGCAUUUAAUUAACAAUACAUGAAAGACCAGAAAAUGUGUCAGUGUGUUACUAAUAGAUUAUUAAAGGAAUAGUUCAACAUUUUGGUAAAUUUGCUUAUUUGUUUCCCUGCCAGGAGUCAGAUGAAAUGAUGAUUACCACUAUCAUUGUGUGUUUUUCUUUGUGAAGCCAUUGUUUUCUGACAAUUUUUUGUUUGUUUCUUUUCUUAAAUGUAAUGUUAUUUCAUAGUGUUUUCUGACAUUCACACUGACGCGUGCUGUAUCUUUUUGGUCUUGUUAUUAUUACGCUUUUUUUAAUUUGUAUUUUUUGUGAUUUGAAUGUAAACAAGGAGCCCAAGAUGAAUGUACCUCUCUGUGGGAACCAUGCAGGGUUCCAUUCCAUUCUGUUAUCAACUUCUCCUCUGACCUAUGUCUCAUGAUUAUGAUGACGCCAGCCCAGAUUUUAAAAUACAAAACCUGAGUGCUUUACUUCCCAGUCUGGAAAUGCCAGCAUCUCACUUGUCACUGCUAAAGUACUGUUUAAAUGUCAAAAUGCGUUCUCCUUCGCUGCCUUCGCCACGCCAACAUACGGCCUCGUCACAACAAACCCUUCGAGGCAUUUCAGUUGAUCACUCCAUCCGUUCUCACCAUGGGGGGUGAUGAGUCAUUGAACCUCGAUGCCAAAUUGAAAUGCAUUCUUUCUGUAUGAGUUGCCUCAAUGGUUUUGGUUUAUCGCCCUCCCCUCAAGACCCCAAUUUUCCCAGCAAGCUGUCAGUUUUUCUUUUGAAAGCAUUAUAUAUUUGUGAAUACACAAACUAAAAUUAAGUACAGCUGCAUAAGGUGAUGGAAACUCAACAAGUCAAGUACUUUCAUGGAGAGAAAAAUCUGAUAAUAUUUUGACAAAUGCACUUCUCAGCUUUCAUCAACACAAGUGUUUCUUUAGUUAGUUUCAAGAUAUCAUGAUUCAUUGUAAAAGUAAUGAACUGGAAAGUAAAAUAAGAUAACAGUAAGUGAAUUUAGCUACAGGAGAUUAUGCUGAACUACUGCUGUCGAAGAAACAUAGCUGAGAAACUAUGUCAAUAUGUUUUUAAGUACAUUUUCGUUAACUUGAGGGAGCAAGGGGUCUUUUUCAUGGAUAACAUUUUCCUAAAGUAAUAAUAACUUUGUUAACAUAUAAUUUUUCACAGCGGAUAUUUCAACAUUUCACAGCAGGAUCAGCAG